This is a messenger RNA of Myotis brandtii (Brandt's bat), 1699 nucleotides long. RefSeq names its product D-tyrosyl-tRNA deacylase 2 (putative) (gene DTD2). Lineage: Eukaryota; Metazoa; Chordata; Mammalia; Chiroptera; Vespertilionidae. Bases 83 to 412 code for a protein of 109 amino acids. The transcript has 2 exons. Gene Ontology annotation, molecular function: D-tyrosyl-tRNA(Tyr) deacylase activity. The record is from RefSeq and is a predicted model, not a curated record. Gene Ontology annotation, biological process: tRNA metabolic process. Gene Ontology annotation, cellular component: cytoplasm.
UGGUGAUUUCUCAUAGGUUCAGAGAGGAUUAGUGAUCUACGUGUGCUUUUUCAAGGGAGCUGAUAAAGAACUUCUUCCAAAAAUGGUUAAUACACUGUUAAAUGUGAAAUUAAGCGAAACAGAAAAUGGCAAGCUCGUCUCUAUAUUGGAUCUACCUGGCAACGUUCUCAUCAUUCCUCAAGCCACCCUUGGGGGGAAAGUGAAAGGAAGAAGCAUGCAGUAUCACUCUAACUCUGGGAAAGAAGAAGGGUUAGAACUCUAUUCCCAAUUUGUGAGUCUCUGUGAAAAAGAAUUGGCUGCAAACAGCAAGUGUGCUGAAGCUGGGGUUGUGGUGGAACAUGGCACUUAUGGGAACAAGCAGGUGUUAAAGCUGGAUACCAAUGGACCAUACACACACCUGAUUGAGUUUUGAGAAGUUAAAAGUUUCUACAGUUGUUUUCUGGUAUGAAGUGAUCCAAACCAUAAUUAGAUUUACCUUGCCCCUCUUCUUCUUGAAUAUGAUAAUCUGAAGCAUUUUUAGACAAGAAAAUCCUGGGUCCCAUCCAUAACUCUGCAACCUGCUAAUUGAAUGAACUUGCCAAUCACUUGUACUCUGGAUCUCAGUCACCUUUCAUUCUGCUUUCCCCUACACUUCGACUUGAAAUUUUGAGAAAUGCUUUCUAUUCACUUUAUGGUCAUUGUGGAAAUGUUCUUAGCUGUAUGUAUUUUGUAAAUGAAGAGUUCUGUGCAAUCAAGAAAAAUAUAUUUCUUAUACCCUCAAAUUUAUGUAGUAUGUAAUAAAAAUAACCAUUAAAAUUAGUUAAAAUCCAGCACAAACCAAUUAUAAUCUUGUCAGUUUUGUUUUACUAUUCAGUUUUCUAUAUUUUGAAUGAAAAAAUAUGCAAUUUACUAUUCUUUUUAAUACCUAUGAAAAUGUAAUAUAGAAAUGUUACUGUGUAUUAUAAUAUUACUUUCCAAGGAUAUCAAAGUGUUUUUAAAUUAUUUUAAGAAUCUUUAUUUGGUAUAGGAACAAGGUAUGGGGAAUUAAAAGUUGUUUUUAUUUACUAUAUCAAUGGGUUACUAUUCUCUUUCUCAGUUUUUUCCAAUGCAAUGUAUGUCUCAUUUUUUCUCUGUCAUUUUAAAAAGUAUAUGCUUCAUGAAAGUAUUGUUCAUUUAUAAUUUUUAAGGAAGUUCCUUUCUUACUGAAUUAGAUAGCUAUAAAAGGAAGACAAAGGGAAUUUUUGGGAAACAAGUUCACUUGUUCAUUUCUGUAUUAUCUACUUAAUGGUUUGAAGCCCGUGUAAUUUUUUCCUAUUAGUGAAUGUCUCUGUUCUCCCUCCUCCACCUCCACCCCAGCAAAAUUUAUAUGUUGAAGUUCCCCAAUAUGAUGGUAUUAGGAGAUGGGGCCCUUUGGGAGUAAUUAGGGGUAAUGAGGUCAUGAGAGUGGAACCUUCAUGAUGGGAUUAGCACCCUCAUGAGAAGAGACACCAGAGAGCUGGCUCCCUGUCUCCCCACCACGUGAGGAUGCAGUGAGAAGAGGACCAUUUAUAAACUCGGAAGAACCCUUACCAGAAACUGACCGUGCUGCCACCUUGGUCUCAAACUUCUAACCUUCAGAACUAUGAAAAAAUAAAUUUCUGUUUAAGUCACCUCGUCUGUAGUAUUUUGAUAUGACAGUCCAAGCUAAAACAGAUAGCUAAAGGCAAGUGAGGAAGAUAUA